This is a messenger RNA of Merops nubicus (carmine bee-eater), 189 nucleotides long. RefSeq lists its product as uncharacterized. The record is from RefSeq and is a predicted model, not a curated record. The transcript has 2 exons. The annotation marks the transcript as partial. NCBI's taxonomy places the organism in Eukaryota, Metazoa, Chordata, Aves, Coraciiformes, Meropidae.
GCCCUGGCUGCGAGGCUCUCGCAGUCGGCCGCGGCCAGGUCCUACGGGGUGUUCUGCAAGGGGCUGACCAGGACCCUCCUCAUCUUCUUCGACCUGGCCUGGAAGCUCCGCAUCAACUUCCCCUACCUCUACAUCGUCGCCUCCAUGAUGCUCAACGUGCGGCUGCAGGUCCAUAUUGAGAUCCACUGA